AUGGCAGCCGACCCGUUUACCGCAUCGUUUCUGGAUAGGGCCGGCGCAAAGAGCAAGCACAUCCGGGUGCUGGAGCCCGCUGGUCGUGGGCGCGGCGUGUAUUCUCCUGUCUCAGCAAUCAAGGAUCUGGGCAAAAGCCCACUGGCGACCAUCCCCUGUCCGCUGAUCCUCACGGCCAACACAUGCCUCCAGUCGGAUAUCGUCUGCAGAUGCGUUGCUAUGCUCGAUGAGGCGCAGGCCAGCGAGGCAACCCUGCUGUCGCUGUUCCUCCAGGGAUCCAACGGACUCUAUCUGACAGAAGAUGACCUGGACGCUCUGGCCGACACGCCAGUCGCAGCCGCCGUCUCUGCCAAGCUCCGGCAUCUGCAGGUGCUGCACGGGCUAGUGGAGAGGGAGCUUUCGGCAUGGAAGCAGGAUAGCGGCAUUGGCGGUUCCGUCGACUUUGGCGCAUUCAAAUGGGCCAACUUCAUUGUGCUGUCACGGGCCAUAUCGAUGCAGAGCUUUCUGGAGUCGCCAGACGGCAGCGCGAUUCCUGGGGACGGCUAUGUCCAUGAGGGAUGCAACCACGCGCUGGUGCCGUUCCUGGACAUGUUCAACCACAGUGAACAGCCGACGGCAUACUGGGCAUUGCAGCCUGACGGAUCAGUCGCGGUGCUCAAGAACGACCAGCCUAUUGACCCCAGCCACCACGUGGAGGUUGAUGGCGAGCAAUAUGUCGAGCUGCACUUUUGCUACGGCCACAACCCGAGCACCGAAUGGGUGUAUGCCCACGGCUUUGUUCCAAAAGGCAACAAGCAUGACGCGUGGCCGUAUUUCCCCAGACUUCAUGGGAGCGACGGGCUUGUCCGUGUCAAGAUGAUGUGGGUUGCCGAGCUGGGGCUGACGCCGCGAGUCUCGCUCCCCGACCCUUCCUCAUCGACAGGGCUGGCUAGACCAAGCAAGCUCACGAUGUGCCUGGCGUGCCUUGAUGACGAUCCGUCAUCCAAAUGUGCCGAGGUAGUCGGCAAUGUCACAUUUGACGCACCGUACUUUGCCGUAAAUGACACCCUUGUUGACGAUGAUGACUUGCUGCUGCAGCUCCCUGGCCUGCUGACCCUGGCGGUAGAUCACGCAUGCUGCAGCCUGGCCGAGACUGCUGAUUCACUACGCAGCCACAUGUCCAGAGCACCGCCGCCAUCGCCUGUGGUCAGGGACUACCUCGAGACAUCGGUCAGGCUGCUCGGCGCGAUCCUCAGCAGCCUCAGAAAUCACUGA
This is a messenger RNA of Linderina pennispora, 1254 nucleotides long. RefSeq lists its product as uncharacterized. Bases 1 to 1254 code for a protein of 417 amino acids. Gene Ontology annotation, biological process: peptidyl-lysine monomethylation. The transcript is spliced from 2 exons. Gene Ontology annotation, molecular function: protein-lysine N-methyltransferase activity. NCBI's taxonomy places the organism in Eukaryota, Fungi, Kickxellomycota, Kickxellomycetes, Kickxellales, Kickxellaceae. The record is from RefSeq and is a predicted model, not a curated record.